This is a messenger RNA of Centrocercus urophasianus (Greater sage-grouse), 3958 nucleotides long. RefSeq names its product endogenous retrovirus group K member 8 Env polyprotein-like. Gene Ontology annotation, molecular function: structural molecule activity. The transcript has 2 exons. Lineage: Eukaryota; Metazoa; Chordata; Aves; Galliformes; Phasianidae. The record is from RefSeq and is a predicted model, not a curated record. Bases 1841 to 3613 code for a protein of 590 amino acids.
CCCUGAGGUUGAAUGUAUGAAAGCCAACACAAAUGAGGUUCUGUGGGCUGUUGUAGCAGCUUUCACAAAGUAACUGCAACCAGACAGCCUUAAGCCCGUCUGUCCCAGGCAUCUUGAGCUGGUCUCCGUUAUUUGGUGCCGAAACCCGGGAAUCUCGGACUCCAAAUGACAAAGGCGUUGCUUCCUCCCAUGAGCCUCGGUUGGUAAGUUGAAAUAGGGAGGUAAGGACUAGGGAAUCGGACAGAUUGUUAAAUAAAAUGGGACAAGCUGCAAGUACUGAACGAGGCAUUUUUUCUGCAAUGCUGAAAUCAUUAUUAGAUGCCCGAGGAAUAAAAGUGACUGGGGUCAGAUUAGUCGUUUUUUAGAUUUUAUAGAGGAAGUAUGCCCCUGGUUUCCCAGGGAUGGAACUAUUAAUAUUGAAACUUGGAACAAAGUAGGUGAAAGACUCCAGGGCUAUUAUGCUGUGCAUGGUCCUGAGAAGGUACCUAUUGAUACCUUUACACUUUGGACUCUAAUAAAAGAAUGUCUCAGAGGAGACACAGGAGAUGAGAAGUGGCAGCGGACCACUCGCUCAACCGAAAAGUUCUAUCCUGCCUUGUCGCGAUCAAAAUCUCUUGAUCAUAUCCCUUCGUCUAUGACAUCGGCACCCCCACCCUCCCCUCCCCAAUAUGAGCAACCUUUGAUUUGUAAAUUAGCAAACGACUUGCCGCCUUGUAAACCUCCUGGCACUAACAUAACAAAGGAUAUUUUACCCCCUGAUGAUUGGGGAGAGUUAGAAAAAGAGGCUGCUGAAUAUCACCAUAAGGACUUAGCAGCUGUAUUCCCAGCGUUACAGGUUGCUAAUGCCGCUGUGCAGACAAAACAGAUAGUCGAUCAGGCUCGAUCACAUCCCCUUGCUGUGCCUGCCUUUCGGGCAGGGCGAAUGCCUCCACCACGGGGUGUGGACGCUCUGCUUAUGCAACAAUCCCCUAUGCAAUUAGCAUUAAAAGAAGCUAGGAAAGCUGGGGAGACAAUUUAUGAUUUUUCUGGGCACGUUUUUCCCGUGAUACAGAGCCAACAAGCAAAUGGAAACAUAGUAAAUGAUUAUGAGCCUAUUCCUUUUGAACAACUGAAAGAGCUUAAAGCUGCUAAUAUUCUUCCCCCUUCUGACUGGAAAAGCUUGGCAAAGGCUGUGUUAAGUGGAGGUGAAUAUUUGCUUUGGACUUCCAAAUAUGCAGAACGGUUCUUCUUGUGCCCCUUGAUUACCAGUUCCUCAUUUUGGAGUGAACCCCAGAGGAUUAAUGCCUAAUGAUUUAUGGCAGAUGGAUAUCACUCAAUUACCUUCUUUUGGAAAAUCUUCUUAUGUCCAUGUAACAAUUGACACUUUCUCUCACUUUGCAGUAGCCCUCAGCCUUGUCUGGUGAAAAACUCUCUCAUGUAUGCAACCAUCUUUUGCAUUGUUUUAGCACUAUGGGAACACCAAAAUCAUUAAAAACCGAUAACGGGCCAGCUUAUGUAAGUAGCGGUUUUGCAACCUUUUGUCGACAUUUUAAAAUUCACCAUAAAACUGGAAUUCCAUAUAAUCCAGAAGGCCAAGGCAUAGUAGAAAAAUUUAAUCAUUUAUUGAAAACUCAACUAAAGAAAAUAAAAAGGGGGACAUGAGGAAUUAAAGAUACUCCGUCCUCUAUGUUAUCACAUGCAUUAUUUGUUUUAAAUUUUUUGACACUGGAUGAUGAUGGAAAAUUGGCUGCGAAUAGAUAUUGGAGUAAUAAAACAAGAGAUAAACCAAUAGCAUAUUGGAGAAAUCCAAUGGACAGUAAAAUUUAUGGUACUGAUCCUGUACUAAUUUGGGGCAGAGGAUAUGCUUGUAUCUUCCCUGCAGAUGAGCUGUCGCCACGGUGGAUGCCGGAGAGAUACGUCCGUCAUGCCGAAAACAAAGAUGGGAAAACUGCAAAGGAAGAUGCAGAGACUGACUCUAACCCAGACAUGGGAAAGAAAGAUGCAAGAGCGAAUACGAGUCGUGGCCUUAAUCCUUAGUACCUUGAGGAUCCUAUAUCAUGGCUGUAAAGCAGAAACAUAUUGGGCAUUUGUACCCAAUCCUCCUAUCAUUCAUCCAGUAACAUGGGAUGAACCCGUGGACAUUCCGGUUAACAACAAUCAAACAAUGUUUAUGGGGCAAUAUUCAGAUGGACACAUAAUUAAAACGUGCAGAGAACUCUAUUAUUCUGGAAAGGUUGAUGGUAUGCCUAUAUGUUUUCAGAUGAAUCAAACACAAUCCCUGUGUGAGAAAGUGGUAGUGCAGCAAGACUGGGAUACCAAUGUUUCAACAGUAAUUCAUUGGGCUCUGAAUUUUCUCUAUAUAGAUUUAGCUAAUGGGACAAGAGGUUCUGGAACACCUCCCUUAAAUUUUCCUUUAUGUCAAAGCACAAUCACCCCAAAAACAGAAUUUGCACCUUUAUGGAGAGCAUGUCAAGCUAACAAAACGGUGUGCAUUAAUUCCACUAUGUGUGAUUGGAAUAUGAUAGGAAAUCAAGGGCGACCAAUUAAUUUGGUCUCAGGAAUUUGGACAAAAAAUAAUCAUACGUUCUAUUCUAAUUUAUGGAAAGCAGUCGCAGCUAUGGAAAAAAUCAAAGCAAAACGAUUAAACUUGACUUGGAUUCAAAUAAAUAAUAAAUGGGCAAUGACUGCAGAGAGUUAUACAACUGAGUUUUAUAUGCGAGCUUGUGUUCCAGAACCUUAUGCCUUUUUAAGCAGGCCACUAAAUAUUGUGAAUAACAUAGUAAACUGUACUGAUUGUAUAAUCUCUAAUUGUCUUAAUAGUAGCAGUAGUUCCUUCUUGUUAGUGAAGCAACCCGAUUACGUCUAUCUUCCUGUAAAUUUGACACAUUAUUGGUAUGCUGAUAAGGGAAUGGAAAUUCUCCAAGAAGCUUCUUUGAAAUUAAUAGAGAGAUCUAAGCGAAUGGUCGGACUAAUAAUAGCCGGAAUAGCUGCGCUCAUUGCUGCCAUAGCAGUAACUACAGUAGCUUCUAUUUCUUUAACAACUAGUAUUCAGACAGCAGCAUAUGUUAAUGAAUUAUCAAUUAAUGUAUCUAAAGCGUUACAAAAUCAAGCUACUUGGGAUGAAAAGAUUGAACUGCGUCUCAAUUCCUUAAAAGAUACAGUAGACAUCCUGGGAAGACAGUUACAAAUUGUAGCCACUCGUGAAUCUCUCUUGUGUCAUGCAGAAUACCGAGCUAUCUGUGUGACUCCUGUUGAAUACAACAAUACCAAACUCUCUUGGAACAAAAUACAAGAUCAUCUUCAAGGCAUAUGGAAUAAUGCGAACACGUCAUUAGAUCUUAGGGAAUUGAGACAGCACAUUCACGAUAUGAUACAGUCGCACCAUAUAGAUCUUUCAGUAGCAACUCAAACUACUACAUUUAUAAGCGCUCUAAAAUCUGCAUUUCCGUCCUUCAAAUCAUUUAGAAAUGGAAUUUAUGGGCUGAUAGUCAUUGCCAUAAUGAUAAUCAUAAGAAUUCUUGCUUGUCCAUGCUUGAUGAAAAUAAUAACAAAUAAAUUCCAAAAUUUGCGUAUAAAUCUUAAAAAAUUGGAAAUGGAAAACACAAAAAAUAAACCACCAUCACCCCUGGUCUAAUAAAAUAGAAAAGGGUGGAAUGAGGAAGACUGUUAAGCAAAACAGACCUGGCUGGCCUGAAAGGGUCAAACAGGGAACAUGCGGCCCCUCCUGAAAGGGAAGGACUGCCAUGUGAAACUGGCAAGCAUAAUUUACAGCUUCUUCGUUCCGUGACCAAGAGCAGAACAUGUUCUGUGAAUAGAACACCUUCUAACCACUGUACUGUUCAUAAUCCACGAAAGAGCUAGUUAAAUAAUGAUGUAUUGCUGUCAGCUGCAUGAAUGUUAUCUGAUUUAAGUAUUGUAUACUCCUGUAGCUAAAAGAUAUAAAAAGCCUGUAACAACAAUAAAGAUUGCUUAUGCGCCA